Messenger RNA from Hydatigera taeniaeformis, 441 nucleotides. NCBI's taxonomy places the organism in Eukaryota, Metazoa, Platyhelminthes, Cestoda, Cyclophyllidea, Taeniidae. The record is from the annotation of a GenBank genome assembly.
AUGAAACUUCUCAGCUUUUUAAUUGGACAAUGGCACGGCGUUGGCGAGGGUCUCCUACCGCAUGGGCCCUCCUUCAAGUACGAGGAAGACCUUGUCAUUGAAAACAUUGGCCAGCCUAACUUCGCUUACUCUGCUAUUUCAUUCAUUGAUGGAGUGCCUCGUCACAGAGAGUCCGGUUUUAUCAAGUGUCACGAAGACGGUCAGGCUCUCUUCUGCUUGGCCGAUAGUCUUGUGGAAACUGAAUCUAAAAGCACAAUAAUCCUCCUCGCCUCGGAUAGCAUCACCCGUGCCCCUUUCAACAGAGAGCCACGUGUUGUCGAAGUUGUGCGUGACUACAAGUACGACGGAGAGAGAUUGCACUUAGUUGUCCGCCUGUCAACUACGAGGAAUUCAAAAUUGAGUGAUCAUCUGCAGAUUACAUAUGAGCGCAAAAUGCAUUAG